Molecule: messenger RNA, 10590 nt
Organism: Cyanidioschyzon merolae strain 10D
Lineage: Eukaryota; Rhodophyta; Bangiophyceae; Cyanidiales; Cyanidiaceae
Product: similar to U3 snoRNP protein Utp20p
Exons: 1
Coding region: 1-10590 (3529 amino acids)
Cellular component (GO): small-subunit processome; nucleolus; 90S preribosome
Source: RefSeq, a predicted model, not a curated record
AUGAAAGUCCUCAAUAAAAGCGGGCGCGGAGAGCGGCAGUUCAAGUUCUUGUCGCUUCGCGAUCGUCUGCGUCAGCUGAACACAAGCGAUGCGGAGCGACUUCGCAGACCAGUCUUGGUCAGCGAAGCGUACGCGUCACGAAAGCACGAGUCGGCGUUGGAUACGUACCUGCGGAACGCCAUUGCCGAAUGGAGCGAUCGUGAUCGAACACGCUCAUUCCAGGCGUUUGCAAAGUCCGUGGAAGACUGGGUGAUCUCACUGCCGCUUUUGCUUCGAAACCGGAAGCGAGUCUUUCGGCAGUGGGUGCUUGCUGUUCGCGAGCGAUCGCCGUCGUCGUUGGCGGCGUUGAUAGUUUGCUGGGAGGCUCUCGCACUGGAUCUGGCUGCAGAGUUUACACCCUUCAUACGACCGUCCUUAGAGGUUCUAGCAGGCGCUUUGGACUUGGAAAACGCGGAUGAGACGAGUGUCUUCUUCUCGACAACAGCGCGGCUCUUUCGCUGCUGGACCAAGCAACGGCGCUUUGGGCAGCAGCAAGCGCCUCAAGUGUUGCGUUCAUGGGCGGCGAUGCUGCUCUGUCAUCGCAGCGAAUAUGUACGUCUACUUGCCGCACAGAGCGCUGGCGUGCUUUUGCGUCGACUCCCGAUCGAGGACAUACAGCCGCUGGUUGCAACGCUGGUCACUCAGUCGGGCACCGAUGCCGCCACCACCGAGACGCAGCGGAGGAUGGCAGACGGCCUAGCGGCAACUUUCUUCUACGGAUGCUGCGGCAUUCGAGGGGAGCCACACUCAAAGGCCCCCGUCCUGCUUGAAAAGCUUCAACACUGCAUCUUGCACCACGAAGCGCAUUAUGACACAUCGGAUGCCUUUCCGCAGAUGCUCCUCGCUGCGCUUUGGUGGCGACUAGGGCGAGCGCUGACGCCCAGCGCCCUUGCACAGCUGCAGGAAUCCACUUUGCUGGUUUCCCUGGAGCACGCGCACCCGAAACGUCUCGUUCAUGUCAUGGAGGCACUGGGCGCCUGCCUCUACGGAUGCUGCCGCAACGCGGUAUCGUCGUCCUCGGAGCGUGCAUCGCUCCUGAGCGGGACGUUCGCUGCAAGCGUUUCGACUUUGCAGCUGGGACGUGGUUCGGAACCUGCGCUGGUGUGGCUCCUGGCGUCCUACGGAGAUGCUAUUGCCCGCCUCGGCUCUUUGGCGCAGAAACGACGUUUCCUCAAAAGCCUCACAGAUGACUUGGCGGACGUCCGAGUUGCCGCAGCAGUGCUCGAAUCGCUGGUUACACAGACGGAGGUCUGGCGCUCCCCAGAAGCGGUUCCACUGCUCGGCGAAGUGCUUGGCUGCGUCUACCAGCGAUUAUCCAGAACCAGCCUGUCGCGCAGCGCUCAUCUCUCCUGGAUAUUGCGACUUGUCACGAGUAUCAGGGAGACGGACCAAACAGCUAGUGACGCGCUGUUAUCGACUCUGCAACGCUGUCCAGGGAUCUGGCAAGUCUCGGACCUAGAAGACAACGAUUCAUCAAUCCGCUAUCUUGCGCUGCAACUGGCAACCAUGGUGCGUCUCACAGGUAUGGAUGACGACCAGCAGGAUCGAUUGCGAUGCAUCCUGCAGGACGAUACCUCUCUAGCUGCGCUCCUGGCUCUGUGUCGGCAGUUUCCAGCCGACAAGCCCCUAUUAGACCGCUGCUUCGAGGCCGCAAGUCAGUACCCAGUAACGCCGGGUACAGAGGCUGGCUUUGACGCACUUGUACGACAGCUACUUGACCGGGACCCUGAAGGCAGCGACUUGGUGCUCUGGGCGACACAGACAGAGCGCUUCCGUUUGCAACGUGAUGCUCUGUUCAGCGCAGCGGAACUUGAGCUGUGUGCGAGGUUGGCGAGGAGCAGUCCACAUCCGCAGCUGGAAUCGUUUUUCCAAGCCAUGGCUGAAGUCUAUCAAGUCGCUUCCUCGUUUACUCGGGAAAUAGACCGAAUUGACGCAGCUCGUCUGCACCUGAGACGUGUUUUGAUGAUGUUGCGACAGCAAGGACGUGCGAACAUGCCCCAGCAGCUGGUGCGCUUGGAGCUUUUCGCCAUUCUGGGCAUUCUUCAAUUACCACUGACGCUGUACUGGGAAGAGGUUCCCGCAUUGUGGCGAGCUGCUAUGGAGCAGGUGGAUCCAGCAGCACUCUUCGAGCAGGUGCUUUUGCCGGUGUUUCAGGCUACGCAAGCUCGUUGCAGCUGGGUAUCCCAGCGCAGUGAGCGAUUUGCUGGUGAAGAACGCGCUGGUGCCCUAGGAUCACAUGAAGAUGCUGCAGAUGCUGCUUCGACACCCGAGUCGAGCGCUGCACCAAUGCUCCAAACGACUGUAUCGGGGGCGGUCUGUUCACCUGAAUAUGAAUCCGCUUCUGGUGCUGCUGCUGGUGCUGCAGAUGCUGCUUCGACACCCGAGUCGAGCGCUGCAUGCUUGUUACCAGCCGCAGAGCCAAGCGGGCCCAGCUCUGGAACGCAACCUGGCGAGAAGGAGUUGCUCCGAACCGCCAAAACGGCGCGUCUGGAGGCAAAAGCUGCACGACCGGGAACAUCUGCACCGACGCAUACGUCGCUCGCCCAACGGAGACGCAGUGAUCCGGCCAAGAGAGCCGCUCUGUCGAGCGCGCCUUUAUGGCCGUGGCUCGCGAAUACCAAGUCAUCAAGUGACCGAAUAUGGCGGCGACUGAACCUGUUUCAGCCAACCGCAGAAGAAGCAGCAGGUCAGUGGGCAGCACCGCUGAACGCUGCCACGAUGACGAAUGCAGCUUCAACUGAUUCAGCCGUUGCUACCGUUGCUUCUUCUCCCAGGACCGAUACAUGCCUGACGCGCUCGUCCGUCGGUCUAGGAUCAUAUCCCUAUUGUGUAUCGCCGGCACCAGUUCAGAACGCUUGUCUGGAUGACGAAUGGAGCUCUCGUCGUCUGGCUCUCGCUCGACAGAUCAUUCCAGCGGACGCGUUUUACAGGAAUCUGCUGCAACUGGUGGUACCGGUGCAGCAAUCGAAUGUGAGCAAAGCACAUCAAAAGGUACUAGCUGCUGUGGUUACCGCAUAUCCGGUUCCAGCGGGUAUCGAGACGCUCCACUGGCGUCAACUGGGUUCCCUGUUGGUUGCCCAAACACAGUCGGAUGCUCCGGAAGCGGAUCGAGUGCGCUACAAGGUUCUCCUAGAACAAGCGCUUCGAUCGGAAGAGGCGGCUCUGCAGAGAGCAGCACUCGAGGCGCUCUUCCAGUCAUCGACCUGGCACCAGCAGCACCGUCGAGCAUACCUGCCUCCGUUGCUGGUACUGUUGCAACCCAGAGCUGAUAACGCGCCUGCCAAAGCGCAUCGAACGCGACUCGUGGGUACUCGUUUGGCAACGCUUCGGGAGCAGGUCGCCAUGCUCUAUGGAGCGCUGGUGGACCUCGCUGCGGUGCAGGCGCCACAAACGAAGCCUUCGGACGAUAGGCAGCCGGCCGCCGAGGAUGGUCCGAAGCAGCCGCUGCUCUAUCAACUGGAGCAGCGUUUUCAGCAGAUCCUGCAGUCACGGUCGUCGGCGAUAACACUGGAACGACACCAGGCCGCCUCAGCGGACUCACCGGGGGAUUUCACGUACUCGAGGAGCGGCUCGAAGAGAGCGGCUCGCAUCAGGGAGGUACCUCCAGCCGCUACAGUGGAGUCGAUCGUUAUUCUACCCAAUGACGCACCAGUGGUCAUGCCGCUGGUCGCGAACCUGCUCUUUGGCAGAGCGAGAGCACUCGCCCGCUUUCUGGGUACCGGGUCCACGCAGGGUACGCAGAAAAAGCGCUAUCGUGCGCUCUUUCAAGCGAUCAUGCAGUGCUACGGUUUCAUGGGUCGCUAUCCACAGAUACUGCAGGAUCUGGCCCGGCUGAUCCAGCAAGAGCAACGCGAAGAGACGCGGCUUGUUCUGGCGAUCGCAGUAGCGGACCUGAUCCAGAGUGGCCUCGAAACGCCCUGGAGCCUAUUCGCUAGCAUUACUGCACUUGCGUGGGCAUCGUUUUGUUGUUGGUAUGCUCCGGAGCGCGAGGCGAAUAAGGGCAAGAGGCGACUUGCCGCUAGACUGCUUCAGCGGAUGCUCUGCUUGUUGGCGAAUGACCAGGUUCACGGACGUGUCAACGGAUGGGUACCGGUUGCGUCUGCUGAAGCAGCGCACUCGACUGCACCAUCCGGCAUCGGGGCAUUUGUAGAGAACGCGAGCACGACAAUUACGUCCAGGAUGGAAGAGCCUGGCGUCAUGGUCGUGGACGACGUCGAGGCAAGCGCGGAAUCCGCUUCGUUGAGAGCGGUAACUGGCCAGCGGGUCGAGCACUCGGACGCUUUCGAAGAAUCUUCCAUUCCAGGGCAAGUUGAGUGGACCCAGAUGCUACCGCCAACAUGGUUUGCGGACCUGUUGCGGCUCUUGAACAACGCCUUGGCGAGGCUGAGUCUCGGCGAGGAGACGCAGUCGGCUCCGUCGCUGUUCGCACCGUUGCAGGUAUUGCUCGAAACGGAGUGCUACGUACAAAAGCUUGUCCGAGGAUAUCCAGUAGAAACAGCGAUGCUUUGGCAAUACUUGGUGAACUGUUUGCUUCAGGUUAGGCAGCAGAAUUUGCAGUGCCUUUUGCUGCGCUUGAUGGAUGCACUGCUGCAGCGUACAGCGCGAGGCCAGUGGCCACCAGUGCUCGUGCAGGCCCUCGUGCGCUGCCUUCUCGUGUCAUCGCCUCGGGCUUGGAAAGCUGAUGCGAAGCUUCGAGUUGCAAAGCGUCGACCCGAACCGGAAGGCCCGGUCCAGCAAGCUGCACUCCAGUUGUUGUUGCAGCUUGCGGAGCGCCUGGGAAACGAGCUGGCAAUCGACGAGUCGUGUGUUAUCGACCAGUGCAUGGACGUAAGCGCAAGCGCGUCUCUUCUGCCAAGCUACGCUCAAGAGCAGCAUGCAGCAGUGCCUGCAGAGACGCGGAAAGCGAUGCAUGCUCAGUCGCUUGCCGGGACGUCCUCGGAGUCCAGCCCGACGCAAGGCGUUCCAAUGGAUACCGCAGCGACUGCUCGCGUUACCGGCAGAGGCGCUUUAGCGGAACCCGCAGAAGCUGGGCUCGUCUUUCGGCAAGGCACUGCCGUACAAGUCCCAGGAGAGGCCGUCCCAUGCACAUUGCAGCAGGCAGCACUGGUACUCCUGGAGGCACUGCUGAUGCUCAUGGCACGCAAACGUAUCCAAGAGGCAACGCGGUGGACGCUGCUGGACAGUUUCCACAGCGUCUGUGUGCGUCUGCAGCAUCGGCUGCUUCCCGAACAAUGGGAAAGGCUCCUGGUACUGCUCGUGCAACUCUUUGAGCGUGCAGAAUUGUUCCCGCUGGCGAGUCGAAUGCGCUGGGAACUCGCUCGUCGUCUGGUGACACUCUGCGACCAUAUUCCCGACCCGAGCUUGCGAGCACGCGUAGGCCCUGUAGCGAGCCUGUUGGAGCGCUUGAAUCGCAUAUCGCCCACAAGCAUCGGACAGAUAGACUGGGACAGUGUUCUGGGUGCGUACGCAGAGCGCUUUGAUGAGCACCAUGACGCCGACUGGCGUCUCCUGGUGCCACACCUCAUGGCAGGCAUGCAGUUCACAGAUGCAGCUAUUCGUAGCGCUGCAAGCGAGGCACUGAUCAAACUGGUUGGUAGCGCUGUAUCAACACCAAGGACAUGUAGCGGGACAGAGAGCACCAGCGUCGCCGCUCCUGCAACACGAAUAGCGUCAGCGACACCUGGAGAGGCACAAGCCCCGACAAAAGCUACCCGGCAAGUGCCCUGUGCAAGCGAGGCAUCCCGGGUUGUCUUGGCGUCAGGUGUCGCGACGUCGCCGAGAGCGCUGGUGUCGCCCGUUGCAAGUCGCUUGCGGAAACGAGCGCUCACGACGCAAUCUAUCAGGCAGCUGGACACCAUACUGAAGACCUACGGCCAACUGGUCCGUCUCGCUACACCGGGACUCGACCCGGUGUGGCUCGAUGGCCUGCGUCCGCUCACCGAAGCCGUCGACGAGUCCGAAGACGUGUUCCAGUGCCUGGUUCACCAGCAACUGGCUACGCGUAUCCGCGCAUGCAGACUCCUCGAUCAAGUCCUGGCAACGGGCAGUAUUCCGGUGCUUGUGCGGAAAGCAUUCCUGGUACCACUCGUUGAAAAAUUGAUCGGAUUAGCGAGUACGUCAAGUCGUGUGCAUUCCGAAAUAGAGCAACUACAGACGAGCUGGUUGGCGAGCGCUCAGGCGCUAUUGGCGGAGCGCCUCCUGGCAUCGCUGCCGUCAAGCUGGUGUUGGCAACGCUUUGCGCUGCAUCUUCAUCGUUUCGAACGACUAGCAUCCAGCCAGAGGAGCGCAAGCACUCGUGAAGAUGCCCAUUCAGACGCGCGUAUGUCCGCGAAUGCACGACGACUCGGGCAAGCGCAGGUAUUGGUGGUCUAUGCCCGAGCGCUCGCUGCGCUGCCGAGUAUACCGCAGGAGGUAUCGGAAGCGCAGCAAAUAGAUCAAGCACCGGAUACACAACACGCACCGAUUAUGGUGCAAAACGAGCAUCGAACAGUGUCACCAGAGACACAAAAAUCGGGGAAUGCUCCCGAGCAGCUGCUCGAGCGACUGGAUGCACUCCUGGUGGCGACAAGUCUCCGUGACACCGCAGCAGUCGAGGCAGACUGCCCAGCGAGUGAUCGGCACCUGGAACGAAUCGUUUGGGAAAUCGUGCUGCGCCUUCUCCAAGCGCUUCCGAGGCAGCAGCAGCAGCAGCGUGCAGUCUGGGUACCGCGUCUCGUUACCCGCUGGAUACGUACGCUCGGUUUACGCAACCAGCAACGGCGAGACGACGCACGCGAAGCGCUUCAGUUGUUGCUGCGGAUUCUGGGACCUGAAUGGCUCUGGUGCAUCGCUCGCCAGUUAACGGAGACGGUGCAGGUAUCCGCAUCGAGAAAAGCGCUGCAGCAUUCGGAAGGCACUUGGCGACUUCACGUCUGGGCGUACACGUUGCACAUGUUGCUGCAGACAACGCUGGAGUGUGAUGCGUACCCCACUUGGCAUCUGGAUCUGGAUACGCUCCAACGUGUACUCGGACUAGUGUUGCUGGUGGAGUUUCGGGAUCCCGUUCUCGAAGCAGAGAAGCGCGUAUCCAAGCUCUAUGCGGAUAUCCGCGAGGUUCAUGUACACAGCGCGGAGCGUUGUCUCACGCUGCUGGGUCGAGUAUGGCCGAUGGAUCGGCUAGCGAACAUGGUGCUUGCGUUGGAGCUCUUUGUGCGGGCGUUUCGUGAACGACUCGCGUUUGAUACCAGUGGGUCGACGACGACGACGACGACAACGACAACGACAACGACAACGACAACGACAACGACAACGACAACGACAACGACAACGACGGGCGUGCCCAGCAGUGCCGAGCGGUAUCGUGCUGCCUCUAUAGCGGAACGCGAGCAAUGGCGCCGUCUCCUGCACGCUUUUGUGGACGGCAUCCAUCGACAGGAACUGCAUGCAGUUGCACCUGAGGAUGCCGAGACAGCAGUCGCAUCCCAAGCACUUGUUCUGCGAUAUUUGCUGACGAAGCCGUCCCCUCGGAUGCGUACGGAUCCGGGAGCUGAUACUGUUACUACUACUACUACUACUGCUGCUGCUGCUGCUGCUGCUGCUGCUGCAGAAAAGACGCCUCGAAUGACGACUGGGUCUGGCACCUCUGAAACGAUCGGCUUUAGGGAUACCAUGCGGGAAAGCGCGCACUUGUCUGUGAGGAAUCGAACGAGUGCUGGACGUACGCAAGUCGCGGCGAGCAAGGACGCACAGUCACCAUCUGGAGAGCGUCACAUACAAAAAACGCCUUUAUCGAUCGAUCAAGCGAGAUCCAAACACCAGUACGUAAGAGAGAACGUUCCACCUGAGCACCGGAGCCGACAGGCGCUGCAAGGAGAACGGAAAGCGCGCCUAACCGCUGAUCACCACAGAGACAAGAACGCAACAACGGAGAGCAGCGCUCGAGCGGAUGCGCUGGGCCUUGGAAUACUCGACGCCGGGCAACUAGCCAUUGUAGAACAAGUGCAGCAGCUGAGCCCCGAACUUGAGACAUUUCGCCAAACGAGACGCUCCGAGGCCGCUAUUCUCGUCGAAGUUGCGCUGUACUGGGCCUGGCAUUGGCGACUGCUGCGGGAACAGCGUCCGUCGUGUGGCGCGACAACCAGACGCUCUAGCUCGCCUCGUGUGGAUGUCACUCGUAGGCAGCGGACUGCAUCGGAAGAGGCGCACGAGGCGGUGGAGCUAGACGGAACGGCACCGGGGAACGCCAGCCUAUCCGUCGAGGCCUCCGAGGCAUCCUUACCGGGGCGCUCACCAGAAGAGGUUGCAUGGCAACGUGCCCGACUUGUUGUGUGGCGCCUGCUGGUGGAGCCUCUGGUGCUCGAGACGCUUCGAGCACGUCACGAUGAACUGGUGAUUCGUUCCCUGCAGUUGCUGGAACGUUUGUGGCGCGCUCCGCAUCUGGUCCAAGACAAGAGCAUUCGCGUACACCUCAAGAGGCUUGCGCCGACUCUCGAGGAACUCUUGGAGCGGCAGAUCGUCUCGAGUAGUGCAGAGCAAGCGGGUGCGGCGCUCCCAUGCUCGAACUCGGUUUGGCGUUCGCAUGCAUUGCCGGCUUCUGGUACUGCCUCGAACCGCGACCUCUUUACGACGUUGUUGCGCGUCAUGGCAACACUCGUGACGCUUCCCGCUCCGCUACCCACGAUCAUGGGCGUGCGGAAACGCUCGCAACAGUUGCUCACCAAGGCGGCUGCCAGUGCGCUCACCCUGGACAGUUCUCCGAGUCGUCUGUCGGCGGGGAUGACGGUGUUUCGAUUGGCGUUACGUGCUGCUCCCGAAACGAAUGCCGCAUCGACUGCGGUGGACUGGUGCACCCGGUCAACGCUGUGGCCCCUGGUCGAGCGUCUGAGCCAACUGUUGAUCCAGCGCUCCGAUGCAACGCUGCGAGAUCAGUGCAUCUCGCUUCUGGUGCGUUACUGCUGGAAUCGUCGAACCAGCGAGACAGAAAGGCAGCGUCUCUUGGACCUGAUGGUGCAGCAUCUAGACUAUACGUACGAGGACGGUCGCGUCGCCUGCUUGCUCUUCUUGCAGCGGCUUGUAGAAUCCGCACGAACUAGCAGUAACGGCAGCAGCAGCGCUGAUGAUCACGCUCGCCUAGAGUCGACUGCGUCGAACGUUGCACUCGGUGAGUACCUGCUCGCGCCGCUGGCGGUGCGUUUGGUGAAUGAGCACGGAAGCGAAGCAUACCAGGUGCUGAGGGCAUGUGUACGGGCGCUCUUCGAGCCAUUGCCGUCCAGUUCGACAGGCACGGGUGUUGAACGACCUGUCGCUUUGACACCGGGAGCGCGUUCGCUCCAGCAACUGGUAGCACGCUGGCUGGAACCGGGACACGAGCCCGGUGUGCGACUAGCUGCCGCCCUGGUGUUCACAUUGGUUCCGGCUGGUUCGCCUCGGGAGCUGGUGACGCUCCUGUUUGAAGCCAUGGAGCCCUUCAUCCGGGGGAAUGCGUCCGCAGAGCGCGACGACUCGACCCCGGCGACAGCGCGGGCGAUGCGGCACAAGGAACCAGCACACGAGGCGCUUCCACUGAGCGCUUCGUACUCUGAGUACGAGGAGCAGGGCGAAACGCUUGCCAACAACGCGGCUGCCGACGUACACCGGGGCAUCUCGCGUUGGUGCCUAGCCUAUGCCGCGAGUCGUGCUCUGGAGCAGACGCUGCAGCCGGAACACGUGCAGUGCUCGCCCUGGACGAAGGCGGACGCAACCAGACUCGUGGAUGCGUUGGCGUUUGGGCUUCCCCAAACCGAUCGGGUCAGUUUGUUGCUGCAUCCGCAUCCAUGGGUGCGGGCCUCGCUUACCCGCCUAAUGGAACUCAUGUGGCAACGCGAACAGCAUCCGCAAGAGCGAGCGUCUGCUCCCGAAUGGAGUCCAGCACAUGUGAGUGCUAUUGCCGCGGCGCUCUGUCGACAGCUGAGCGCCUUCCAGGGACGCAAUACCGAAGCAACUGCGGUCAUAGAGCGACUCCUGAUCGCGAUGGCACUUGUGCUGGGCCAGGAGGCGGGUUCCAGUUGGCGCUGGCUAUUGCGGCGCUUGUCGGGACUUGCUUCUCGGGCUCGAGAGCAGACCAGCACACGUCGAGUGGCGCUUCGCGUUCUCGAGCAGCUGCUCCGGAAACACACCGGUGCUGCGAGCACGACGGAAUCACGGGCUGCACAGUCUACUGAGCAUCAGCGUGAGUCUCGCGAAAAGCCAGGUCAAUUAGCAUGGUCUCGGGCGAUAGAGCCGUUCCUCGCUGCCUGGAUAUUUCCCGUGUAUCGCCUGGAUCGGCUGCGGGCAAACGCGGAAAACGCUCAUUUGGAUGCUGAACUAGAGGCCUCAGCCGAGCGCAUUCGUUCUGAACUUGAGCAACCGGAUCGACUCGGUGCGGUGCGCUUCUGGGAGGUCUACCACCGUGUGACUGCUCGCGAUCGCCAAGAGCGAGCUGCACGCCUCGCGGAACGAAAGCGCUUGGCGCUUGUCGAUAGCGUGGAAGCUGCGCAAAGGAAACGUCGACGGCAUGGUGCUUCGCGAACAGCGCGGACUUUGGAGAAGGUAUAG